UCUAGGUUAAAGAAAUAUGUGGUUUGCUAUAGCUUUAAGAAGUAAAUCAUGCUGAAUGUUUGUAAAAUAUGCAUUCAUCAUACAAUGUCGUUUUUAUUUAAUAAAAAGGGGGUUAAUGACCUGCUUGCGUAGUGACUAAACAUUUACUCUUGACCGAGCUAACAAAACUCCCAGGGCCUUCAACGUUACGUUGCUGUUGCAUUUUCUAUCUUCAUACCUGACUAAUUGCAAAGGUCUAUACGGGUCAUAACAGUUUAAUUAGAGCAGCAUGGACUCGGAGGAGGACGAGGUUUCACGUACUCGUCCCGGGAUAAAGAGAAGCGGAGACUCAACGAAGGCCGCCACACCAUCCCCGGACUCAACUGAACCGUCAAGCGGGAGAAGAGGAAGUAAAAGACUGGUGAAACCCCGAGUGACCUCCCCGGACUCCGGUGACUCUCGGGCAAGUGUUCGUGUUUUGCGAGCCAGGCGGGCUGCAGCUGGACAUGAUGCAUCUAAAAAUGCUGCCUGCAAGCAAAAACCUUUGAGUGUGCACCGUGGACGAGGGAGAGAUACGGGACCACGCUGCAAAAACACACCGGUCAUGCAGCCUGCAAUAAAGAAAUCCACAGCCAAAAAAGUGUCCACUCUUGGCCCCAAGCUGUCCAAACCUAGAAAGGGCAAAGGGAGACAUCAAAUCCAAGCAUCUCGAACCAAACCAGCACCAGCAUGCAAGCCUGAAGCAGAGACGGAGGCUUCAUCAUGUGGUUCUUUGAACAGAAGCAUCGACAAUGUUCCAGAUCCAGCUGGAGCUCUCAGCCAAGACCCUCCAUUCAAAGAUGACCUCAACUAUAAACCUGAGACACAUAUGGAAAAAUCAAGGCGGCAUACAACGUUUAAAGAAAAGGAGGUCAAAGAAGAGGAGUUAGAAAAGGAGGAGGAAGAAGAAGAAGAUGACAUUAAAAAGGAAGAAACAACCAAGAUUGUUGUGCAGAGAGAAGAUAUAGUGGGCGAUAACACAGAGCCACCACGGAAGAGAGGUAGACAACAAAAAGAUGUCCGAGUCCCUCGGCUGCCAAAACAAAGGAAAAAGCCCCCAGUGCAGUACGUCCGCUGUGAAAUUGAAGGCUGUGGUACUGUCCUGGCCCACCCACGCUACCUACAGCACCACAUCAAAUACCAGCAUUUGCUCAAAAAGAAGUAUGUGUGUGAUCACCCAUCGUGUGGCCGAUUGUUUCGCCUGCAGAAGCAGCUGUUGCGUCAUGCUAAACAUCAUACAGAUCAAAGGGACUACAUCUGUGAGUACUGUGCUCGGGCCUUCAAGAGUUCCCAUAACCUGGCUGUCCACCGGAUGAUUCACACAGGAGAGAAGCCCAUACAGUGUGAGAUCUGCGGCUUCACCUGCCGGCAGAAGGCCUCCUUAAACUGGCACAUGAAGAAGCACGAUGCAGAAGCCUCCUACACGUUCUCUUGCUCCAUUUGUAGCAAAAAGUUUGAGAAAAAGGACUCUGUUGUUGCCCACAAGGCCAAAAGUCACCCUGAGGUGCUCAUAGCUGAAGCCCUGGCAGCUAACGGGGGCUCAGUCAUAAACACUCCUCUUCCAGCUGCAGAGAGCGUCCCCUCUGCUCCAGCACCGGUCCCCGUGCUCAGCCAGCCCCACCAGCCCUCCGUCAACCACAACCAUGCCGUGGUGAACAGCAGGCUCACUCCGCUGCAGCAGGUGGUGCUGCCGCUGGCUCCACAGACUCCGGUAGAUGUGUCUCAGGGCCAGCUCCUGCAGCUGCCCACGCAUCACGUGGUGCAGGUGGCGCACCAGCAGCACGCCCCGGCUCUGCUCCACCUCACCGCCGCUCCCCCCGCCACCGCUCACCUCUCCAGCAUCAGCCACCCCCAGCUCAUCCAGUUCUCAACCAUUCCCACCAGCACCGUCACAUCCAUGAGCAUGGCGGACCCCCAGAGCACCCUCCUCACCCUCAACUCUGCCCCCACGCUGGCCUCCGCAGCCUCCCUGGCCUCCCAGCAGGCUCUGCAGUGGGGCAGGGAGAUCCAUGAGGACACACAGCUGCCGGGGGAGGGGGAGCUGUGGGACCGGGUGGUGGUGGGUGGGGGUCCUCAGGAUGUUGGGGGAAUGAUGUGGGAGGGUAACGAUGAUAGGAGGAAGGAAGAUGGGAUGGUAUGGGAGAGGGACGGAGGGAGACAGAUUCUCUUACAGUGUCCAGAGGUUCAUGGAGAGAGUUUAAUCUAGUGCAGGGGUCCCCAAACUUUUUUCGGUGGGGGCCACAUCAGCUUUUCUUUCUGUGAUGGGGGGCCGGGGUCAGUCUAUAACAGGAAAUGAUAUGGGCCAAAGUGACCACCAGAGUUAUUGUGUAAAUAUAAUGAUCAUUUGUUGGCCUUAGCACCACCUGUUGGUUUGCAAAAAAGUAAUAAAAAGUAAUCACAUGUUUAUUUGAAAUACCACAGAUAUUCCUUUUAUUUUGUAGAAAAUAAAAACACAAGCUGAUGCCAGUUAACAAUGAUUUUGUAACAAGUACAGGUGAAAAUAGAUUCUGCAUUCAGAAUCUAUUUUCCGUUUCCACAUUUUGUUGACCGACUCUAUACCAUUGUGUGAGGGGGUGAAAAUUAGCUACUACUGUAAAUAAUUCACAACUAAGGUCAAUUUUAAUUAGAAAGCCUUCCUUAAUCAUUACAUGUGGAUAUUUUAUAAAUAAAUAUAUAAUAAAUGCAAUUUUUAAAAAAACAGGCCAUGUUUAGGGGGAUUGUUUGGGAUAGUUAAGUUGGCCACUCCAAUUGCUUUGGCGGGCCGGAAGUUGGCCGCGGGCCCUAGUUUGGGGACCCCUGAUCUAGACAGUUCUGAUGUAAGAACGGAACAAGUGAAGUGAAGGACGUGUUGAUAAGCUGACAUUAUAAAUAUUUAAAAUAAUAGACUUCAUCCCUAUGGAGUGUAAAACAGUAGUAAUAUAAAGUACAUAGCUACAGAGAGACUCAGGGAGUAUGAUUUUUAAUAUUUUAGAUUCACAUACACUUCUUUUACUGAAUAUUUUGUAACUUUCUGGUUUUGUCACCUUUGUGUUUGUAUAUACGUGUGUUAUAUAUGUUAAGAUAUCAGAGAUUUUAGAGAUCAAAAAGACUGAAAGAUGAUUUUACAUAUUGUUUAAGAAAGUCAAAUGGCAUUUAUAUAUUCCUCAUGUUCAUAUGUGAAUGGAUGAGUUUCAUUGACAAAAUUGUCAACACUAGUAGUUUCAGCUACGGUACAAAUUAACUAUCAACAACACAAGAAUCUUUGUUAAAGGAUUACAAUAAAUUACAUCUAUAGAAAGUA
Centropristis striata (black sea bass) is the source of this 3298-nucleotide messenger RNA. RefSeq names its product E3 ubiquitin-protein ligase ZFP91-like. Gene Ontology annotation, cellular component: nucleus. Gene Ontology annotation, biological process: regulation of transcription by RNA polymerase II. The transcript has 11 exons. The coding region runs from base 269 to 2224 and encodes 651 amino acids. Lineage: Eukaryota; Metazoa; Chordata; Actinopteri; Perciformes; Serranidae. The record is from RefSeq and is a predicted model, not a curated record. Gene Ontology annotation, molecular function: transcription coregulator activity.